Phytophthora sojae is the source of this 1422-nucleotide messenger RNA. RefSeq lists its product as hypothetical. The transcript is spliced from 5 exons. The record is from RefSeq and is a predicted model, not a curated record. The annotation marks the transcript as partial. NCBI's taxonomy places the organism in Eukaryota, Oomycota, Peronosporomycetes, Peronosporales, Peronosporaceae.
AUGGUCUCGAUGGACGUGGUCAGCGGCGUCUCCGCCGACAUGGACACGGACGCGGACGCGAUGGUGGCGGGCGACUCGGGCAGCAAGCACAACGGCGGCCGCAGCGCCGCCGUGUGUGCCGUCAACAGCAUGGUCUCGGAGGCUUCCGCGGCGACCGUGGCCGUGUUGGAUGUGAUCGGGGGCGUCUCCGCUGGCAUGGUCACGAACGCGACGGUGGCAUUCGGCUCGGGCACUGAGCGCAACGACAGCUGCAGUCCGCACGCAUGUUGCCACCGCGACAUCGACAGCAGGGUCUCGGACACGAUUGAGGUGACCGUGGCCUUGGUGGACGUGGUCAGCGGCGUCUCCGCCGACAUGGACACGGACGCGGACGCGAUGGUGGCGGGCGACUCGGGCAGCAAGCACAACGGCGGCCGCAGCGCCGCCGUGUGUGCCGUCAACAGCAUGGUCUCGGAGGCUUCCGCGGCGACCGUGGCCGUGUUGGAUGUGAUCGGGGGCGUCUCCGCUGGCAUGGUCACGAACGCGACGGUGGCAUUCGGCUCGGGCACUGAGCGCAACGACAGCUGCAGUCCACACGCAGGUUGCCACCGCGACAUCGACAGCAGGGUCUCGGACACGAUUGAGGUGACCGUGGCCUUGGUGGACGUGGUCAGCGGCGUCUCCGCCGACAUGGACACGGACGCGGACGCGACGGUGGCGGGCGACUCGGGCAGCAAGCACAACGGCGGCCGCAGCGCCGCCGUGUGUGCCGUCAACAGCAUGGUCUCGGAGGCUUCCGCGGCGACCGUGGCCGUGUUGGAUGUGAUCGGGGGCGUCUCCGCUGGCAUGGUCACGAACGCGACGGUGGCAUUCGGCUCGGGCACUGAGCGCAACGACAGCUGCAGUCCGCACGCAUGUUGCCACCGCGACAUCGACAGCAGGGUCUCGGACACGAUUGAGGUGACCGUGGCCUUGGUGGACGUGGUCAGCGGCGUCUCCGCCGACAUGGACACGGACGCGGACGCGACGGUGGCGGGCGACUCGGGCAGCAAGCACAACGGCGGCCGCAGCGCCGCCGUGUGUGCCGUCAACAGCAUGGUCUCGGAGGCUUCCGCGGCGACCGUGGCCGUGUUGGAUGUGAUCGGGGGCGUCUCCGCUGGCAUGGUCACGAACGCGACGGUGGCAUUCGGCUCGGGCACUGAGCGCAACGACAGCUGCAGUCCGCACGCAUGUUGCCACCGCGACAUCGACAGCAGGGUCUCGGACACGAUUGAGGUGACCGUGGCCUUGGUGGACGUGGUCAGCGGCGUCUCCGCCGACAUGGACACGGACGCGGACGCGAUGGUGGCGGGCGACUCGGGCAGCAAGCACAACGGCGGCCGCAGCGCCGCCGUGUGUGCCGUCAACAGCAUGGUCUCGGAGGCUUCCGCGGCGACCGUGGCC